Molecule: messenger RNA, 2754 nt
Organism: Caenorhabditis bovis
Lineage: Eukaryota; Metazoa; Nematoda; Chromadorea; Rhabditida; Rhabditidae
Source: the annotation of a GenBank genome assembly
AUGGCCGAAGAUCGCAUCAAAUCGAAAAUGCGGCGACCGCAAUCCGUCGAAUCACAUAUUUCGCGACACAAUCAACAGCAUCGUCCGUCGAAAACCAUCGCGAUGCUCAUGCCGCCUUUAAUGUUCGGCGAAUCGUUUCGAAAGUAUCGCAGAAACGGUCUCCGAAAUAUUCGAAUGACUGGCCAUUUAAAUUGGAAAGAGAUAAAGCAUAGGUUCGAAAAGCAAUCAACAUUUCACGGAAUCUCGCAUGCUGCUACAGCCCCAUCAAAACAAUGGCAAUGGUUUUGGUACGCAGCAUUUGGGAUAUGUUUAUGCGCCCUACUUAUUCAAAUAUUCUUUGUGAUCUCCAGAUAUAGAUUAUAUGAAAAAACGGUUGAUCUCGAUUUAAAAUUUGAAAACGCUCCAUUUCCGUCGAUAACAAUAUGUAAUUUGAACCCUUAUAAACGAAGUGCAAUUCAAGCGAAUCCCAGUACGCGAGCAAUGAUAGAAGCAUACACAAGAAAAAUUGGUUCCGGCGAGAAAUCGGAAGGUAUCGCCGCCGCUUUAUCACAUCACGGCGCACUUCAUGCCAAAGUGCGAAGGGCAAAACGGAAAGCAAAGGGAAAAGCGCGUUUGAGAGAUCGACGAUAUCAUCAGGCUCUCGCUCAAUGCUUAUGCGAUAUUAAUCCGAUAAGUGCUGAGAGAAAAGGAUCGUGUUUUGCUGCAUUCAAAGGAAAAAUUGAGAUCGAUACCAACACGACCUUCGGACUUUGGAAUCUUCACACUUCGAGAUGUCUCUGCCAACUCGAUAUGGUUUCUAAAACCCUUUGGCCGUGCUUUCCAUAUAGUUCGUGGAAAGAAAAACUAUGUUCUGAAUGUGUUGACAGCACGGGACACUGUCCGAUGAGGUUCUAUAAAGGAAACGAGGCUUAUGAGAAUAUCAAAGAUCAAGUCGAUUUGUGUCUUUGUCACAAGGAAUACAACCAUUGUGUGUCAACAAGAGAUGACGGAGUCAUCAUAGAAAUCGAUCCAAAUGAGGAGAUUAACAACAUCGAUAUUGGGCUCAAGAUCGCCAAUCAGUUGUUAGAAGCGGAGAAAAAAGCGGCUACGACAACGACAACCGAAGCUCCAGCAGUAACGGAAGCACUCGGACUAGAAGAGCUAAAUGAUGAUAUUGCGAUUACUUCACAAGCCCAAGAAAAUCUCAUGUUCGCCGUAGGUGAAAUGAGCGAGUCUUCAAAGGAAACAAUGUCUUACAAUAUGGACGAACUCAUUCUAAAGUGUUCUUUCAAUCAAAAAGAUUGCAGUUUAGAACGAGACUUUAAACUUCAUUACGACAACACAUUUGGCAAUUGUUACACUUUCAACUUUAAUCGAACAGCUGAGGUCUCAUCGCACCGUGCUGGAGCAAAUUACGGAUUGCGUGUCUUACUCUACGCCAAUGUCAGCGAAUAUUUGCCAACAACCGAAGCCGUUGGUUUUCGAAUAACUGUGCACGAUAAAUUCACGGCUCCGUUUCCGGACGCUUUUGGAUAUUCUGCUCCAACCGGGUUCAUGUCGUCAUUCGGCGUUCGAUUAAAACAAUUCAUUCGUCUAAAACCGCCUCAUGGUCAAUGCAGCGAUGGUGGUGAAGACUCAAUUCAUUUCGUCUAUACUGGAUUCAAUUAUUCUGUCGAGGCAUGUCAUCGAAGUUGUGCACAAAAAGUGAUGAUUGAGAAAUGCGGAUGUGCUGAUCCGAUGUAUCCGAUUCCCAAAAUCCAUAUGGAUAAGGGGAUCAAGGCAUGCCAAGCAAUAGAUAUGAUUCAACGUGAAUGUCUUCGGAAUACUACACUUUACCUCGGCGAACUCUAUUCGAAGGGAAAAGACGUCAUUCCCGAUUGUUUCUGUCAUCAACCGUGUCAAGAAACAAAUUAUGAGGUAACCUACUCGUCAGCCAGAUGGCCAUCAGGAUCGGCAAAAGUGAUGGAGUGUUUGCCGGGAGAUUUGAUGUGUCUUGAGAAAUACCGGAAAAAUGCAGCCAUGGUUCAAAUUUUCUACGAGGAAUUGAAUUAUGAGACAUUACAAGAAAGUCCAGCGUAUUCGCUUACUUCUGUUCUUGCUGACGUUGGUGGUUUGACGGGUUUAUGGAUUGGAGCCUCAGUCGUUUCAUUACUUGAAAUAUUCACUCUUGGAGUCUUUUUAACGCAAUCCUAUGUUCGGAAACGUAAAGGGUCAAUAUCUGCUCAAUCUCAUCACAGCAUACCGACGCACAAAUCUUCACGAGUGUCUCUCAACACGAUUCACAAGAGCAGCACUUCUCAAAGCAUCAAACUCUCAGUUGUCGAUCUACGAUCUGUGCGUUCCAUGCAUUCAAACCACUCUUCUAAAUCAAAACAGUCAAUACUAAUUGAAGAUCUUCCACCUGCGAUUCAAGAACAAAGCAACGAUGACGAGGAAGAUGAAUCAACAACUGAAUCAUCUCGAACAAACGCUUCAUGCCGAUAUUUGGCUCCCGGUGAAGAUUUGCCGUGUUUGUGCAAGUACCAUCCAAAUGGAACAAUUCGGGUUAUGAAGGCGUUAUGUCCAGUUCAUGGAUACAUGGUUAGGAGAAACUACGAUUACAGUUUAUCAAACAGCGAAGAAGAGCAAGAAGACGAAGUUCAUCAAGAAGAGCCAUAUUUCUCGGAACCGUUUAGGCGAAGAAGCACAAAAUCUCGUCGCUCAUUAGGAGAAACUUUGCAUAUGGAAGCACAUAAUGAUCCAAAUGAUGGCGGAAGAGAUGAUCCCGAAAACUGA